UCUGUCAGUCAAUGAUGUCAUUUUCAUUAUUUUCAAUUUGAGAAAUUUCUAUUAUUUACAAUAAAAUUACCUAUUUAAGUUUAAACAUUAGUAUUGUUUGAAAAUAGAAGUAUCAGAAGAAGUGUUUAUUAAAUAAUAAAAAUUCUAAAUAAGUAAAAACGACAGUAUAAGUGAAAGCAACAGAAAAACCUGCCCUACCUCGUAGAAAUUAUACCAAAACUGCAAUAAUGGGUAAUGAAAUGUCUUCGAGUGCUAUGGAAAAGCACCUCUUUAAUCUCAAAUUUGCUGUAAAGGAGCUAGAAAGAAAUUCAAAGAAAUGUGAAAAAGAGGAAAAGCAGGAGAAAGCAAAAACAAAACAAGCGAUACAAAAAGGAAAUAUGGAAGUAGCUAGAAUACACGCAGAAAAUGCUAUAAGACAAAAAAAUCAAUCUAUUAAUUACUUAAGGAUGUCCGCUAGGGUUGAUGCUGUAGCUAGUAAAAUACAAUCGGCAGUUACAACAAGAAAAGUUACAAAUUCAAUGGCUGGUGUUGUAAAAGCAAUGGAUGUUGCCAUGAAGAGUAUGAAUCUUGAGAAAAUCUCGAAUGUUAUGGAUAAAUUUGAGCAACAAUUUGAAGACCUUGGUGUACAAACUGAUGUUCUUGAAAAUACAAUGGGACAAACCACAACCACCCUUGUUCCUACGAAUGAUGUGGAUUCACUUAUGCAACAAGUUGCUGAUGAAGCAGGUUUGGAAUUAAACAUGGAACUACCACAACAACCUACAGGGACUCAAGUGGGCACUGCUACUGCAUCUCAAGAGCAGGAUGAACUUUCUCAACGACUCGCACGGUUGAGACAAGCAGAAUAAAUCCAAAAUCAGUGAGGGACAAUAUAAAAAAAUUAAUAUAUUUGAUCUAUUUUUAAUUUUGAAGUGGUUCUAUUCAUAUUGCUUUGGUUAAAUCGUUUAUAUUAAAAAAAAAUAGGUACUUUGCGGCCGCUACUCGAGAAAAUACUGAAAUAUCGGUAGGAAUGUAUUUGUUAGAAAGAAUUUAUUUUUUUAAAAAUGAUUCUAUUUUCUUAUAGUUUAAAAUAUAUGUAUUUUCAUUACUAUUAAAUCGUUUUUGUUCUUACCCAGGUCGGUACAUUUUUAGUUUGCAAUAUAUUUUAUUAAAAUGGCUAUAUUUAAAGAUUAUCACCAAUUUUCUUCAUGGUAUUUUUUUAUUAUUCACUUAUUGCAUUUUUUUUAUUUUUAUGAGACCUGUCAUUAAGAAACACCAAUUUUGUCUCUAGGUUUUCUGUAUUUACUCUUUUAAACAUAUUGCUGUGAUAUUGUUCCUAGAAAAUAAAAAUAAUUUGUUAUUGAAUAGAACCUCGUCCAAGUUAUAUUUCUAUUGUAAAACUAUUCUUUACACAAGUGUCAAUGUCUGAUAACACAGCUUUUGUAUUAUAUCUAUA
Messenger RNA from Psylliodes chrysocephalus, 1435 nucleotides. The record is from the annotation of a GenBank genome assembly. NCBI's taxonomy places the organism in Eukaryota, Metazoa, Arthropoda, Insecta, Coleoptera, Chrysomelidae.